UCGACGUUCUUCAAGUUCAAGGCGGAAUAACGUUAACGCACGAGACCAUGGCGCUUACAUAAUAAUUGCGCCCGCUGACUCUCCGGCUCAAGUUCGCCUUCGGGUUUGACGACUUCAAACCAACUUCAUCCGAACAGACUCACGGGCAUCUCUCCUCGCCUGUGAAACAACCAAAGCCUCAGGAUGCUCGCAUCCUCAGUCUUCCGUGUGGCACGGUCGCCAGCCGUGCCUUUUCCUGCUGUCACACCCGCUAUCACAUCGACAUCGAACGGACUGCUUGCUACCGCGACCCGGCGUCAAGCGCAGCGCCGAUACUCGUCCUCGAAGCCUCCGGUGCCCCCCAGUGAUGGUUCGAGCCGGAUUGAUACCUCUCAGACUCCGGCUAAGGGAGUGAGUCCAUCUGGACAGAAGCGUGAAGGCAAAUCUUCCAGGCGGAAGGGCAGAGAUAACAGCCGACAUGGCUCUGCCAAGUCCAGCGAAAACACUGCUUUCCUGAACCUCCCCAGCGUUCCCUCGACGCAGCAUCGCCAGCCUCAUGACGUUCACAUAGCCUCAUUCUUCUCCAUCCACCGGCCUAUUUCCGUCACCACGACCGUUCCUCCAACCUCGAAUGCCGAAGCUUUCGAUGCCAUAUUCUCCAAGAAGGCGUCAAGAGCCGGUCCCGAUGAUGUUAUCCACACCAUUUCAUCCGCCGUGAAUUCGAUGGAGAACGUCAUGCAUGGCCAGCAGUUCGGUGCGUCAGAGCAGGAUGAGCUCCGACAUGCUCUCGGCCAAGCUUCCGCCAACAAUGCGGAAUCCGAGGUCAUCCAUCUCGAUGGUAUUCCUAUGCACGAGCUGAGGAUUUCCGUCGAAGAGAUGACCAGACGGCUACGCCCAUUCCACCCUCCUCCUCCCCCGGUUCCAUUGGACGAGAUGAACACGGCCGAUCUGAACCAGGCUGAGGAGCCCUCCAGGUCUCAGACCUACUCGACGGUCCUGACGAUCCGUGAGUCCACAGACGCCGAUGGACAGAGGACGUACGAGGCUCACACGACGCCUUUUGUUCAGACCGAGAUGGAAGCUCCCGGUGUGUUUGAUGGCGAGGCUGCCAUUGAAGAGCCCAACGGCUCUCGCAGCACCUACAUGGAGCGCAUACGUAACCCCCGGACCAUGCACGCCAUCAGCGUCAAGAGACAGCGCAAGCUGAAGAUGAAGAAGCACAAGUACAAGAAGCUGAUGCGCAAGACGAGAACGCUGAGACGCAAGCUGGACAAGGCUUAGAAUUCCUUUCCCGUCUACGCUUUCUCUCAUCGGUCUCUGCGCUUCUUUUCUCUUUUUCCUGUCUUGUGAUUUGUCUAUGGGAUUCCUGCAUUUCUCAUCCCCCCAGCGUUAUUCAACGACUUCGGGGCCAUGCAUCAGACCCUACCUAUCUUUAUCUUAGUCCACGUCUCGCAUAGCCCUCAUCCGCUCAUGCUCGCUUUGUCUCAGUCAUCAUAUUUCUCUCAUCUUCCCCCUCUCUUCCUAUCCGAUCUUCUAGUCGUCGAAUAUAAAUCGUAUUUUCAUACUUAUAUAUACACAGUAAGAUUACAUUUCCAAUGAUCCGCUUUCCAUAACCUCAUGUAGAGUAUCGGACUUUCGUUUCAGUUGUUUCCUUGCUGUUUUGUUUAAUUAUCUCAAUCAUUGAAUGGCAUUCAUAGCUAUCUCAAUCACCAAGCCGGUAGAUCUCUGU
Messenger RNA from Paecilomyces variotii, 1708 nucleotides. RefSeq lists its product as hypothetical. The record is from RefSeq and is a predicted model, not a curated record. The transcript has 2 exons. Gene Ontology annotation, biological process: mRNA processing. The coding region runs from base 184 to 1260 and encodes 358 amino acids. Lineage: Eukaryota; Fungi; Ascomycota; Eurotiomycetes; Eurotiales; Thermoascaceae. Gene Ontology annotation, cellular component: mitochondrion.